UUUCCCUACAGUAGGUAGAGAGAGUAGGCUAUGUGGACAGACAAACAAAUAUAUGUAAACACACUGACACAAACCCCUAGAGGCAUACAAGAACACAGACCUACACACACCUCGGGCCUCCUGCCACGCUGAGGUCAUGUCUUCUGGUCAUUGCGCCAGUAUAAAAGCAGACAAACGCACACACUCUGACACUUCUGCUUUGAGCUGGGCAGUAGGAAAGGGUUGAGUUUUCUAAGCAGUGAAGUCGGUGUUCAGCUGCAGUUUGGUCAUGUCUGGAGUGUGGACUGUGCUGCUGCUAUUGGGAUGUGUCUUUCUCCCGGCUCUGUCGCAUGGAGCUCUGGUUAUCUCACAGGAUGAUUCCACACCACAGGGCUCUGAUGGUGCUACACGGCUACUAAAGGUAGCUCAGCAUCGACAUAAACCUGUCUGAAACAAAUCCAAAACAGGAAUCUGUUGCAGAAUCCGUCAGACUUCUACUCUUGACCACCCAGUGGUGCAUCUGAUGAUACCUGAUGAAUCUGAUGAAUAUAUUGUUAUUAGUAUUUUCCCCAAAACAGAUCUUUGAGAUCGUGGUUGAGUAAAUAUUUGAGGAAAUCCUUCGCUCUUUACCAUGGUUAAACUACUCUCUAUUUCUGUAAAUACAACAGUAUCAUUGGCACCUAGAAGUUUCAGCCACUUGAAAAGUAAAACAUGUCAAAGUCGUACAGUGUGCUCUGUAAGAAACUUAUUUUUUUAUAAUACUGUGUCUAAAUGUUAUUAUUAUUUUUUUUUACAGAAAAGAAGUACAGAUAAUGCGGAGGUGGAGGUGUACAGUGUAAAGGUGGACUGUAAGGUCGCUUCUCGUUUUGCUCACACGGUCAUAACCUCCAGUGCUCUGAACAAGGCCAACUCCUCUCAGGAAGUGUUCUUCGAGGUGGAUCUGCCCAAAACCGCCUUCAUCACCAACUUCAGCAUGGAGAUAGAGGGUCAGACGUACACGGGCGAGGUGAAGGAGAAGGAGAAAGCCAAGAAGCAGUAUCAGAAAGCUGUUUCCACAGGGCAGACAGCAGGACUGGUCAAGGCAUCAGGGAGGAAGAUGGAGAAGUUCACUGUGUCUGUGAACAUCGCGGCCAAUAGUAACGUCACCUUCAUUUUGACCCACGAGGAGUUGCUUCAGCGUAAACUGGGCCAAUACGAGAUCAUGACCCGGGUCAAACCCAAGCAGCUGGUUCAGCACUUUGAGAUUGUGGCAGAUAUCUAUGAACCCCAGGGCAUUGCCUUCCUGGAGGCCUAUGGAACCUUCAUCUCCAACGAGCUUCUCCCCCUGGUGGAGAAAACAGUCAGCGACAAAAAGGCACACAUCUCAUUCUGCCCAACACUGGACCAGCAGAGGAAGUGCCUGGGUUGUGAAGGCACCCUGAUUGACGGGGAUUUCUUCAUCAAAUAUGACGUGAACCGAGCUGAGACCAUCGGUGACAUCCAAAUAGUUAAUGGGUACUUUGUGCACUUCUUUGCGCCUUCGGACUUACCCCGAGUUCCAAAAAAUGUGGUGUUUGUGAUCGAUAGGAGUGGGUCAAUGAGAGGAAUCAAAAUGAAGCAGACAAAGGAUGCUAUGCUGGCCAUACUGAAUGACCUGGCUGAGGACGACUAUUUCGGCAUUGUCCUAUUUGACUCUAGCAUCUCAACAUGGAAGGAAUCUCUUACCAAGGCCACCAAGGAAAAUGUGUCUGAAGCCCAACAAUUUAUCCAGGGAAUAACUGAUUUGGGAACCACUAAUAUAAAUGAUGCUGUGAUGAAAGCUGUGGACAUGAUAAUGAAAGGCAAACGAGACAAGAAGGUCCCGGAGAGGAGUGUGUCUAUGGUUAUCUUAAUGACAGAUGGAAUGCCCAACUCAGGAGAGUCUUCUGUACCACAGAUUCAGGAGAAUGUCCUUCUUGCUAUGGGUGGGAACAUGACUCUGUUCUGUCUGGGCUUUGGGGAUGAUGUGGACUACUCCUUUCUGGAUGUGAUGUCUAGACAGAACAAGGGACUGGCCCGAAGGAUCUAUGAGGGCUCUGAUGCCACCGUCCAGCUUCAGGGUUUCUAUGAGGAAGUGGCCAGCCCCCUCCUCUCCGAGGUGGACCUGCGUUACCCUGACAACCUGGUGAACUCUCUGACCACCAGUCACUACAAGCAGCUGUUCAACGGCUCAGAGAUCGUGGUAGCUGGCCGGCUCACUGACUAUAGCCUGGAUAACUUCCUGGUGGAGGUGUUUGCACAUGGGUUUGAGGAGGACUUUAUUGUCAAAGGCCAGGCCAGUGCCCAGGAGUGGGACAUACUGUACCCUGAGCAGGAGUACAUAUUUGGGGACUACACUGAGCGUCUUUGGGCUUACCUCACCAUCCAAGAACUGUUAAGCAAGAGAGAGACUGGUACUGCGGAGGAGAAGGGAAAUGCCACUGCCCAGGCUCUGGAGAUGUCCCUGCAGUACAGCUUCGUCACCCCCCUUACCUCCAUGGUGGUCACCAAACCUGAGACUGACGAGGAGCCAGAGGGCCCCCUCAUCGCCGACAAGCUGACCGAGGAUGAAAGGCAGAAAGCCCAGAGAUUUGGUCAUUUUGUACCCCAGCUGAUGAGCAACGCCUGGACGCACAGCAGGAUCUCACCUACAAACUUUGUGGAUGGAGACCCUCAUUUCAUGAUUGAGUUGCCAGAGCAGGAGGAUGCACUGUGCUUCAACAUAGACGACAGGCCUGGUACCAUCUUCAACCUAGUGAGAGACCAACUGGCAGGUAUUUUGGUCAACGGCCAGACCAUUGGGGAUAAGAAAGUGGCCCCUGAUGGCAAAGUGAACACCUACUUUGGUCGCUUUGGCAUCAUUCACCAGGGGCUGGGGGUGAGACUGGAGGUGACCACUCAUGACAUCACUGUGUCCCAGGAUGGCAAGCAGGCCAAGCUCUUCUGGUCAGACACCACCUCUCUCAAGGGAGCCAAUAUGGACCUGCAGGUGACCAAAGACCGCAGCUUGACUGUCACCCUCAGGGACUCGGUCCGGUUUGUGGUCAUCCUACACAAGGUGUGGAAGCAGCACCCCUACCACCAGGACUAUCUGGGAUUCUAUACCCUGGACAGCCACCUCUUAUCCCCCAGCGUCCACGGCCUUCUAGGUCAGUUUUACCAUGGCGUGCAGUUUGAGGUGAAAGACAUGCGUCCAGGAGAGGUGCCAGAGAAACCAGAUGCCACCAUGCUAGUGAAGGGACAGGAGCUUACAGUGACUAGGGGCUGGCAGAGGGACUUCCGCUGGGAUGUGAAGAAUGGAGAGAACAUCCCCUGCUGGUUCAUCCAUAGCAACGGCAACGGCCUCAUCGAUGGAAACCACACAGACUACAUCAUGUCUGGACUCUUCAAGACUGUCUGAGUCUGGUACACUAGCAGUCAACCUCCUCAAACUGUACAGUACAUUAGUCACACAUUUCACAUGGAUUCAACACCCCCUAUGUGCUAAAGAUAUACCAUCAUGACAUGAGAAUAAUUGUGGGUAACGUUAGAUAAAAUCUGACUGGAGUACAUUUAAUUAAAAGAUAAGUGUCAAGAAAGGGGACAUUUAUAGAUAUUGAUAUAGAUAGUGAUGAGCAAAACCUGUUGAAAUAAAUGGACCCACUUCCACCUAA
Messenger RNA from Oncorhynchus kisutch (coho salmon), 3629 nucleotides. RefSeq names its product inter-alpha-trypsin inhibitor heavy chain H3-like. Gene Ontology annotation, biological process: hyaluronan metabolic process. The transcript is spliced from 21 exons. NCBI's taxonomy places the organism in Eukaryota, Metazoa, Chordata, Actinopteri, Salmoniformes, Salmonidae. The record is from RefSeq and is a predicted model, not a curated record. Gene Ontology annotation, molecular function: serine-type endopeptidase inhibitor activity. The coding region runs from base 611 to 3376 and encodes 921 amino acids.